Messenger RNA from Mytilinidion resinicola, 954 nucleotides. RefSeq lists its product as uncharacterized. The transcript has 2 exons. The annotation marks the transcript as partial. The record is from RefSeq and is a predicted model, not a curated record. NCBI's taxonomy places the organism in Eukaryota, Fungi, Ascomycota, Dothideomycetes, Mytilinidiales, Mytilinidiaceae.
CCAACCACGUUUGGGGAGGCGAAGAAUGUCGACACGGAGAAGCCGGCGACUGCCGAGACUCCCGCUGAGGAGCCAGCCACAUUGAGUAGCGACAAAGUUGAAGAGGCCCAUGUGCCUGAGACCCAAGAGACUGAUGCACCUACGACUCUUGGCGAGGAGCCUGUUUCGAGUGCUGUAGAACCGCCAUCUGAGGAGCUGUCUAAGCCCAAGGACGUUGACGAACCGGAACCGUCCCAGGAGAAAAAAGAGGAAGCGCCUAAGGAGCCUGGCCCCACCGAAGAGGCAGCAGACAAACCUGCCUCAGUCGAGCCGUCCGCAGAGGCUUCCGAAACACUUGAAUCCGAAAAACCACAAGAAGAAGCACCCAAGGAAGCCACCUCCACUGAGCAGGUAUCUGAGGAACCUGCUUCAGUCGAGCCAACAACCUCAGAGGCUCCCGAAACGCUCGACUCUGAAAAGCCGUUAGAGGAAGCGCCUAAGGAGCCUGGCCCCACCGAAGAGGCAGCAGACAAACCUGCCUCGGUCGAGCCGACCGCAGAGGCUUCCGAAACGCUUGAAUCCGAAAAGCCGCAAGAAGAAGCACCCAAGGAAGCCACCUCCACUGAACAGGUAUCUGAGGAACCUUCAGUCGAGCCAGCAAUCUCAGAGGCUCCCGAAACGCUUGAAUCCGAAAAGCCGCAAGGAGCUCCCAAGGAGCUUGCCCCCACCGAGAAGGCAGCAGAGGAACCUUCCUCAACCGAACCAACAACCUCAGAGGCUCCUCGACCGCUCGAUUCCGAAAAGCCGCAAGAAGAAGCGCCCAAGGAAGCCGAACCCAGCUCUAUCACCGAAGAGGCACCAUCCCAGCCUUCUGAACCAAAGGCCGAGGACACGAUCCUGAACCAAAGUCAGUUACACCUAGACCUGCUCGUUUGCGCCUUCAUCCUUUGUGCUCUCGCCAUGACCUUCCGCUAA